AUGGCCCUGGGACAGAGGCUGUUCAUCACUAUGUCCCGGGGAGCAGGACGACUUCAGGGCACGCUGCGGGCUCUCAUCUUCCUGGGCGUCCUAGUGGGCAUGGUGGUGCCCUUGCCUGCAGGCACCCGCGCCAACAGCACGCUGCUGCACUCCAGGGGCUGGGGCACCCUGCUGUCCCGGUCUCGCACCGGGCUCGCCGGACAGAUUGCCGGGGUCAACUGGGAGAGUGGCUAUUUGGUGGGGAUCAAGCGGCAGCGGAGGCUCUACUGCAACGUGGGCAUCGGCUUUCACCUCCAGGUGCCCCCCAGCGGCCAGAUCAGCGGGACCCACGAGGAGAGCCCCUACAGCCUGCUGGAGAUCUCUACAGUGGAGCGAGGUGUGGUGAGUCUCUUUGGAGUGAAAAGCGCCCUGUUCGUUGCCAUGAGCAAUAAAGGAAGACUAUACACAACGCCCAGCUUCCAAGAGGAAUGCAAGUUCAGAGAAACCCUCCUGCCCAACAACUACAACGCCUAUGAGUCGGACGUGCACCGAGGGACCUACAUCGCACUGAGCAAAUACGGAAGGGUGAAGCGAGGCAGCAAGGUGUCCCCAACCAUGACCGUCACUCACUUCCUCCCCAGGAUAUAA
Messenger RNA from Tupaia belangeri chinensis (Chinese tree shrew), 627 nucleotides. RefSeq names its product fibroblast growth factor 6 (gene FGF6). Lineage: Eukaryota; Metazoa; Chordata; Mammalia; Scandentia; Tupaiidae. Gene Ontology annotation, molecular function: growth factor activity. The transcript has 3 exons. The record is from RefSeq and is a predicted model, not a curated record. Bases 1 to 627 code for a protein of 208 amino acids.